AUGCCGGACGUCGGUAAGUCUUCUAUGGCGAGUCCGGGGACAGAAACGGACCGAUACCAACGAAAACGCCGCCCAAGAGCCGGUGGCAAUGACAAGAAAAUCGCCGACGACGAGUUUAUGGCGGCUGCGAUAGGAGAUGUAGAAUGGCUGAAGCAGAGUCUACGGGACGCUCGGGGACAAAUUAACUUUGACAAAAAUGGUCUGACGUCAUUGCAUCUUGCAGCAAUUCAUGGUCGACUAGAAUGUCUGCGACUACUGAUAGAGAAGUACAAUUUUGACAUCAAUAUGCCCAGUACCACCGGUUGGAGGGCUGCUCACCUGUGUAUCAGCAACCAAACAGGAAAGAGGGCACUGCAGUGCCUUUCAUACCUCCUCAGUAAAAAAGCGGAUCCUUCCGUGGCCAACAAUGAUGGGAUUACACCUGUUCACCAGGCGGCGUCUGAAGGUCACGUGCAAUGCCUUAAGGAACUGAUUGACAUAGGGGCCGCCAUAACGGGGAAAGACUGUAGAGGCCACACACCACUCGACCUGGCUAAACUUUGGGGACAUAAGAAAUGUGCUAGAAUAUUGGCCGCUGAGAGUUGGCAUCAAGGGAAAGACCAUGUAGCAAAGGAGAUGGAUUACCUAAAAAAAUUGAAGAUGCAACAAGUUAUGAAGGAGAUGGAAGAUGAGGAAGAGAAACGUGCAGCCCAGGAGUUCUAUGGAGAGAAGGCGUACCAGGACUGGCUACACAAACAAAAACUUCCUCAACAGAAUACGGGUCCCAGAGGUCGGGAUAGGACCGAAAAACCGACAAAGCCAGCUGGCGAGUCUCUCUACAAGGCAAACAGCAAGGUGAAAAGACCAGAAAAUGCUUCAUCGGGUAAAUCUGCUAAAUCAUCUCUCAAAGGUCAGGGGUCAUCCACGACUACUAACGUGCACGUGGCCUUCCGAACUCAAAGAACUCCAAGUCCCGUAGAACGCCGAGCGACCACCUUUUCACAUUAUGAUGACGACUUUAAUGUACACGAACGAAAGGAAAAUGCGGAGUCGGCAAAACAAAUCCAAGCGAGGUUGCGAACACCACCGUACAUAAAUCCGGAAAAAUGGAAAAUACCACUGAAAGUUCCAAAGAAAGAAUAUAUCCCUAACUUAAAGGACGAUUUCCCACGUGACCAGUUUACGCGAAUGCCAAAAAUGAAGUCGGCUCCAAUGUUUUACACGGGAAAGCACGCGCCAAGUAUAUACGUCACAGAUGAAAACACAAAAAUCCGGAAGUUAAAAUUAAAAGUGCGCGACAUAGACCUUCCCGAUGAUGUAGUCGACAAAGUUUUAAUGGACGAUCCCAGUCUGGUAGAACGACCUGUCCUGUUUAAACCGAUCCACAUGAAUGACGUGACUAAGAAGAAAAAGUACGAAAUCGAGGAGAAAGGACGGAGUGAAGUCAGUUUGCAUAUAUGUGACGAUUUUAAGUCUUUGUUAUUUAAAGGAAGCCUCCAAAGAGCUAAUUCGUUUCAUUGUGAUUCUAGUUCAUCGUCAUCAAAGACCAUCACUCCCGUGUCUGGAGGCCGAAAUUGGUCGAGCGCCAAAGUUCCUCGGGAGAGAGUUGUAAAUGCUUUCUUGAAUAUGAACGAACCGAAACAUUAUCCGAACAUUAAAGGAGAGGAAUAUGACAUUAAUUUCGGAGAGGUCUCGAUUAUAUGA
This is a messenger RNA of Ylistrum balloti, 1683 nucleotides long. RefSeq names its product ankyrin repeat domain-containing protein 53-like. Lineage: Eukaryota; Metazoa; Mollusca; Bivalvia; Pectinida; Pectinidae. The record is from RefSeq and is a predicted model, not a curated record. The coding region runs from base 1 to 1683 and encodes 560 amino acids. Gene Ontology annotation, molecular function: protein binding. The transcript is spliced from 4 exons. Gene Ontology annotation, biological process: positive regulation of microtubule polymerization; regulation of mitotic spindle organization; mitotic metaphase chromosome alignment. Gene Ontology annotation, cellular component: spindle pole.